Adineta ricciae is the source of this 1140-nucleotide messenger RNA. Lineage: Eukaryota; Metazoa; Rotifera; Eurotatoria; Adinetida; Adinetidae. The record is from the annotation of a GenBank genome assembly.
AUGCAGCAACAGCGACUUGGUGGAAUAACUUCCUUCGAAUUCAAGACGAUCACGAUCACAUUCUACCAUGUGUGCAAUGUAUCAAAUAUUUAUCAAUUCUAUCUUACGAUUGGUACCAAUCCUAGUGGUAGUAAAAGUCCAGAUAUUAUUACAAUGAUGAACAAACAAAAGCAUGUACCAUUUGAAACAAAACGUUUAUUUGUUGAUGCAUAUGCUACAUUUUGUUCCUAUGAUUUACGUUCAUAUGAAAUAGUUAAUGAACGUCGUGGAGAACUGAUUGAAACAUUAUUAAGUGACUUAAACGUCGUAAAAUUAUUCGGAAUUUCUACUGAUUACUGGAAAAACAAAUGUGAACUGCAAAAUAAAUUACCAUUAACAUUAAAAAAAGAUAUUUGCACCAGAUGGAAUUCUACCUAUCAUACUUUAUGGCCAAUUUGGCUGAGUUUUGAUGAAGUUAAGCAAAUAUUAGAUACUCGAAAUGAAAUUGCUCAUUUGGAAAAGAUUGACCGGUAUUUGGUCAAAGAUAUUAUAGAUUUACUUGGUAUUUUCAAAAUUGGAAGUGAAAAAUUAUCUGCUGAUCAUGUUCCUACUCUAUAUUCAGUUCUGUCUUGGCUCCACAAAUUAAAAAAAACUUGUGAACUAAAAGAUACCGAUCGAUUACAUAUUCGUCAAUUGAAACAAAAAAUAUUGGACAAAUUAGAUAAUAAAAUUUGGUUGACUGAUAUUCAUUAUAUAGCAAAUUUCCUUCAUCUGGAAACGAAAUCCCUUUCGACAUUAUCACAAUUAGAGCGAAAUGUGUUAGAAAAAAAACGAAAUAAACGUGCUAAACGCGAUGACAUAUCAGUUCAUGGCGUUUUGAAAGAGUUUGUGUCGAAUUCUGCAGAUGAUGAAGUGGUGGAAUAUAUGAAAUUGAAGAUCAAUUAUCCUGAAGGUGAAGGUAUACUUGUAUCGUGGAAGAAACACUCGGCUAUUUUUCCACAACUAUCACGCUUAGCACUUUCACUUCUUUCCAUUCCGGCUUCAUCAGCUGCAAGUGAGCGCGCGUUUAGUGAAACUGGUCGUAUUCUAGAAGCGCGACGACAACAACUACAUCCUGAGUCACUCGAUUCACUUGUUUGUUUUUUACGUAAUUUUAGAUAA